AUGGCGUCAGAAUCAGCGACCUACACAAUCGCAGUCAGAACCAUCGACACUACUACCAGCGAGCCUGGCUUUGUCCUCGUAGAGAAAGCUGUGUGGUUGUAUGGUGGCGGGACGUGGUCCAACAAGGACUCCAUCGAGACGCUCACCAUGGGCGGUAGUGGCACUUCUGGUUCACUCCGCUUCAAAAGUGGCACUGGGGAAGAGUUCUUCGUGGCGCUAGGCGUCCACAACUACAAAAGGUGGUGUGACAUCGUCACUGACCUUGGACCUGGAGACACAUCCCUGAAGAUCCUGCCCGAAUAUUACGUGGCUUCCAGCCCCAAGAACGAGAUGCUGUGGAAGCAGCUGGAUCAGAUCAGUGUAAAGAGCAAGAAAGGUACUAAAGUGGCUCUGAAGUACGUCAAGGAUGAAGGAACCGCCCUCGUCGUCCAUAUCACCAUUAGUACUUCUUGA
Suillus clintonianus is the source of this 453-nucleotide messenger RNA. Its product is annotated as lectin 2b. The coding region runs from base 1 to 453 and encodes 150 amino acids. Lineage: Eukaryota; Fungi; Basidiomycota; Agaricomycetes; Boletales; Suillaceae. The transcript has a single exon. The record is from RefSeq and is a predicted model, not a curated record.